This is a messenger RNA of Juglans regia (Persian walnut), 1516 nucleotides long. RefSeq names its product non-functional pseudokinase ZED1-like. Lineage: Eukaryota; Viridiplantae; Streptophyta; Magnoliopsida; Fagales; Juglandaceae. Gene Ontology annotation, cellular component: plasma membrane. Gene Ontology annotation, biological process: cell surface receptor signaling pathway; protein phosphorylation. The transcript has 2 exons. The coding region runs from base 295 to 1305 and encodes 336 amino acids. The record is from RefSeq and is a predicted model, not a curated record. Gene Ontology annotation, molecular function: ATP binding; protein serine/threonine kinase activity.
AUUCGCCAUUAUUGUUUAAGUUUGUUCUGCUUCACCGGUUCUAGCUACAGCUAUCUACAUCUCCGUGUCUCUGGAUCCAUAUGUAAAAAUAUAUAUAUAUAUAUAUAUAUUCUCUCUGCUCCCCUGAGUUAGUUUUAGUAGUAUUGGAUGUUCUGAUUUAUUUCUAGAUUACUUGUAAUAUCUUUGAAUAUGAGGAGGCUGUUUUGAGAUCUGUACAGAAUUCCUCAAAUAAUAUGCAAAUCAUGACAUACGAGAACGGUUAGCCUGAUCUAUCAAUAAAGGCCCUGUAAUUUCAUGAAGUGGUUUGGUAGACAAAGCAAGAUGAAUUCAUGUUUGAAGCUGAAGAUGAAAGACAAAGAGGAGACGCCAUUUAUGAAGAAUGGAAGACUGUUAUUAGAGGAACGUAUCGCCCUUUUCAAUGGGAAAUGCAAUCCUAUCCGUUUCUUUUCGGCCAAGGAGCUCAGCACAGCAACAAACAACUAUGACGAAAGUCAACUUUUUCUGCAUGAUGGUAGUUUUAAAUUUUACAAGGGUUGUCUGGAAGGCCGCUUAGUUUCAGUUAAAAAAUUUGAUGACCAUCGACACAGGCCUUUAACUAGAUAUGAGGACAUUUUUAAAGACGUUGUAAUUGGAUCAAAUAUGAGUAUUCACAAAAAUGUUCUAAAGCUCCUAGGAUGCUGCCUAGAAACCCAAUGGCCGACUCUAGUGUUUGAAUAUGUAGGGCACAAGAAUCUCAAAGAGUGCAUUCGUUAUCGAAUCGAGCCUUAUCAACCGAUACAAUGGAAGGGUAGGUUAAGGAUUGCAAUGGGAAUUGCAAAUGCAGUUGCAUAUCUCCAUACUGCAUUAUCCAUGCCCUUUGUACACAGGGAUAUUCAGUUGUCCCACAUUAUGUUGGAUGAGAAUAAUGUUCCCAAGUUGAUUGAUUUCUCGCUCUCUUUACCUAUUCCUGAAGGUCAAUUGCAUGCAACCGAUGGUGUUGUACGGUCGAGAAUUGGUUUUGUUGCACCUGACUAUUUUCUUACAAGCAACUUUACUCAGAAGGAUGAUGUGUAUUCUUUUGGUAAAAUUCUACUUGUGCUUUUGUACAAUGAAGCCCAUAUACUAUUCUUUGAGAAGGCCGAAUAUGAUGAACAGCGGUUGAUUGAAAUUGUAGAUCCAGAAUUGUUGAAAGAAAGUGUUGAUCAGCAGCAGUUUCUAACUUUUGGAAACCUUGCCCUGAGUUGCAUCUCAAACAAACGAGAAGAUAGACCAACAAUCACUGAUGUGGCUAAACAACUCAGGCAGAUUUAUGAUCAGUGUCUCUGAUCAACACCUUAGAUUAGCUAUGUUACAGAUUGAUUAAUAUGUAUAUUCAGGGUCUUCUAUGCUCUAUAAUACAUGCAGCAUUUGAAGGCACAAAUCUAUCAUCAAGAAUGUACUCAAUUGAAUAAAAAGGCAUACAUGCAGCCAUGUUACUAUUUAUAUAUGCAGAGGGCAAAGCUGGGUGUCGAUUCCCCAUUAUUGCAGCUAAAAAAAA